Messenger RNA from Saccostrea echinata, 1931 nucleotides. RefSeq lists its product as uncharacterized. The transcript has a single exon. The record is from RefSeq and is a predicted model, not a curated record. Gene Ontology annotation, molecular function: zinc ion binding; ubiquitin-protein transferase activity. Gene Ontology annotation, biological process: positive regulation of DNA-templated transcription. NCBI's taxonomy places the organism in Eukaryota, Metazoa, Mollusca, Bivalvia, Ostreida, Ostreidae. Bases 16 to 1686 code for a protein of 556 amino acids. Gene Ontology annotation, cellular component: chromatin; nucleoplasm.
UAGACCCACCAUAUCAUGGACACGCAAAGAUUCAGCAAUCAAUGCAAAGUACAAAAGUGUUCUCCAUGUCAGGGAGACACAGAAUUCUACUGUAACACAUGUAAAUAUGACUUUUGCCUUAAGUGUAAAGAGGAACAUGUUAUUGAUCUAGAUACAAUAUAUCAUGAUGUUGUGAUUUACCGUGGGAAAUUUGACUACAUUCCAAAUCAAGAGACCUGUAGGAGACAUCCAAACAGAAUCUAUGAAAUGUUCUGUCAAUCUUGUGAUCUUCCUGUCUGUUUCCAGUGUAAAGAACAUAGGAAGCACCAGACACUGGACAUUAGAACAGCAUAUAAAACAAAUCGUCACCAAUACAGAGGAAUCAUUCACAGCCUCAGAAGUGAGACUCUAUAUAAUAGCUGUUUUCUUCUGGCUGGAAUCAAAACUGAUAUAAAAACUUGUCACACAGACAUCUCCAAAUGUCAAUCAGAAAUGUCAACAAAAGCCCAGCGACUAAAGAUCCUCCUUGACACUGUUAUUUCUGAAAUUAAAUACAGACAGAAAAGUUUUUUGAUUCAUAGAUUACACCAACAGAUGAGAAAAAUGAACAGACACCUUACCACCGCAGAAAAUUAUGAACACAGAUCUGAACAGUUAGCAAACAGACCUGUAAAGUUCCUCUUAUUCUUAACGAAAACUCGUGUACCAAAGAUAAAGGACACACCUAAUAUUUCACAACAAGCCCUACUUUCCCUGACUGGAAGAUUCAACAUGGUGGGUUUGAUUAAAAUGCUGAGAGGAAUUCAAAUUAUAGAGACAGGAAAAAGACACGUAAGAAAUGAAUGUCUACUAAAACUGUUGUCUACACCCGUGAUUCUCAGAUCUGUCACUUUGACAGGUGUUAGCAAAAUAUUACACUUUUCCUUUGUGACUUCAGACCGGUUCUGGAUCUGCGAUGAAAGAAAUCUCAUCUUGACAAACACUGCAGGUGAUAUUCUUCAUCAUCUGACAGAUAGUGGUGGAUGGGGAGUACACACAGUGAACAUUAUCUGUGAUCUUAUUUAUAUAGACAGGGAUUAUAACAUUACCACACUAUCUAAAGACAACAGAACAAAGUCUACACUGAAAAAAUUUGCAGAUCCAUGGGAACCACACUGUGUCUUCUGUUCACCCUCCAAUGGGGAUCUACUGGUCGGGAUGUUCAAUACUAAUACAGAUACUGCUAAGGUUAACCGUUACAAUGACAAAGGACAACACAUACAAACAAUACAACACAACAACUCAGGGCAGGAACUGUAUAGUAGACCUAUCUUCAUCACAGAGAACCGCAAUGGAGAUGUCAUUGUAUGUGACUUAUGGGGUUACGCUGUAGUUGUGACAGAGUGUGGAGGAAGAUACCGCUUUUCAUACACAGGACCUCCAUCAAGAUCAGAACUAUAUCCACAAGGAAUGUGUACAGACGCAUUGUCACACAUCCUGGUGUGUGAUGGUAUCACCGAUACAGUUCAGAUGAUUAACAGGGACGGUCACUUCCUGUCACUGAUAGAGACACGACAACAAGGGAUAGACACACCAUGCGGCUUGAGUUAUGAUGACAAAACUCAUUCACUCUUCGUUGGAUCUCUUGACAAUAGCAGAGUGUGCGUAUACAGAUAUAUACAGAGGCAAUAUUGUCCAAAAGGUAUUUGUGAUACGCAGCACAGUUAAGGCUGCAAUAAGGAUGCGGGGCCUAAUUUUUACGGGAAAUACUUACUAUGACAUCACACAAAAAUACAUUUUCUUCAAAUUACCACAAAAUGAAAUGAUUCGCUAUUUCAAACUGUUGGAUAGCUUUAAACUACAUCAAUACGUACUAUUGCAUGUAUUUUUAUCGUUGGUUAAAUCCCACACAGCAAUAUAUGAACAAUUCACUGAUCGCAAUGCACUUGUCAAUGUGACGUCAUAUCGUAAAA